This is a messenger RNA of Quercus robur (English oak), 2301 nucleotides long. RefSeq names its product ATPase family AAA domain-containing protein FIGL1. Gene Ontology annotation, molecular function: ATP hydrolysis activity; ATP binding. NCBI's taxonomy places the organism in Eukaryota, Viridiplantae, Streptophyta, Magnoliopsida, Fagales, Fagaceae. The record is from RefSeq and is a predicted model, not a curated record. The coding region runs from base 64 to 2124 and encodes 686 amino acids. The transcript is spliced from 13 exons.
CAGGCCAGGUCAAGCUUAUAUUUCAAAAAGAGAGAAGCGCAGAGUCGCAGCACAAAAAUAAAAAUGGCGGGAAACGAAGAGCCAAAGCAAAUUUCACAACCGUCACCAUCUUCUUCCUCUUCUUCGAGAGCGAAGAUAGAAGAAGAAGAACUGCAGCAACAAGCUAAAGAGAUAUGCUGGAGAAAGCAAGUGGACCAGAACCUCAAGCGCCUCCACCCGCUCCUCUUCGGCGCCGAGCUCGCCCUCGACCGCCGCGACUUCUCGGCGGCUCUGAUCCUCGGUCUCCGCCUCCUCGGCUUCCUCGACUCCCAGUCUCAAUCCGAAGUCGACCAGGCCUUCAUCUACCCCAUUCGCCGCGAAGUCGCCGCCAAGAUCAACGCCGCUCGCCACUCACUCGCUCCUGACUCCGAUCGCCGAGCAUUUGAGCAAGCAAAGAAAGCUCCAGGUUGUGUUUUUGGAACAAGAGGAGAGAUUGACAUAGGGAGGAUUAAACAAUCCAAGUACUUUCGAGCUCUUCUUCAGCAGUCCAAUAUUAAAGCGGAGAAUGAAUUGGGAGGUCAAAUAGAGAAGCAUGACAGGUUGAGUAACCAGGCUUCAAAAGUUAUGACACAAGCAAAAUUGACUUCCAACAUGACAAGGGCUAGUAAUGGCUUAAACAAGGGGUUUUGGAGUUCCAAAAGCAACAACUCUGAUGACUGCAUUAUUGUGGAAAAACCUUGCUCACAUAACAACCAAGUAAAAGGUCAUGGUGUCUCAUCUUUUCCAAAAGUUGAAGACGAAGACAGAGCUUAUGGAAGUGCUGCAGGGGCAAAACGGGCACACAUGGAAAUCAGUAGCCCCAGGAUAGAUAAUGCAAAGUCACCGUCUAGCAAUGAAGAAGCUAAUGCUGAUGCUUCUGGCAAUGGGUUUGUUACUGCUCGAGCAAAAUUGGAAAUGGAUGCAAGGCAAAGACGGGGUUUGGCAGGAUCACCAAGUGCUUCUGUCUCCCCACAAAGUGAUAACAAUUGUGCCAAUAGGGGUUAUGGUGUGAAAUCAUAUGGUGUUUCACGCCGUGGUGUCCGCGGUGGUUUUAUUCCCCCUAUCAAAUCCAAUGGGGGCAAUGUUGGGAAUGUGACUUCACGAAUUGGUGGAAAGUGCGAUGAUGCAUUAGAUGACUCAACAAAGAGAUGUUUAGAUAUGCUAUGUGGUCCUGAUGGUGAGCUUCCUGAAAAAUUAAGGAAUCUGGAACCUCGUCUUAUUGAACAUAUUAGUAAUGAGAUCAUGGACAGGGAUCCCAAUGUUCGAUGGGAUGAUAUUGCUGGUUUGGAUCAUGCUAAAAAAUGUGUGACUGAGAUGGUCAUAUGGCCUCUCUUACGUCCUGACAUAUUUAAAGGUUGUCGUUCUCCUGGAAAAGGUCUUCUUCUUUUUGGUCCACCUGGAACUGGAAAAACAAUGAUUGGGAAAGCCAUAGCUGGAGAGGCGAAAGCAACCUUUUUCUACAUAUCUGCCAGCUCAUUAACAAGCAAGUGGAUUGGCGAGGGUGAAAAGCUAGUGAGGGCUCUUUUUGGGGUUGCCUGUUGUCGUCAGCCAGCUGUGAUUUUUGUUGAUGAAAUUGAUUCACUUCUUUCUCAGCGUAAGUCAGAAGGCGAACAUGAAUCAAGUAGACGACUAAAAACACAGUUCCUCAUUGAAAUGGAAGGUUUUGACAGUGGCAGUGAGCAAAUCCUACUCAUAGGAGCAACAAAUCGACCCCAAGAACUUGAUGAAGCAGCACGGAGGCGACUUACCAAGAGACUUUAUAUACCCCUGCCCUCCUCUGAAGCAAGAGCUUGGAUUAUACGUAAUCUCUUAGACAAGGACGGACUAUUCAAGCUGUCAAAGGAGGAAAUUGAGACCAUUUGCAAUUUGACUAAAGGGUAUUCAGGAUCAGACAUGAAAAACCUAGUGAAGGAUGCUUCUAUGGGUCCACUCAGAGAGGCUCUUAGACAAGGCAUAGAAAUUACAAAGCUAGAAAAGGAGGAUAUGCGGCCUGUAACUCUUCAGGACUUUGAAAAUGCAUUGCAAGAGGUGAGGCCCUCAGUUUCCUUGAAUGAACUAGGCACAUAUGAUGAAUGGAACAAGCAAUUUGGAAGCCUAUCACUCUAGGAAUAAGUUUGAUUAAUGCAAGGGGAAAAGAAAUCAAUAGGUUCUAAGCAGUAGUUGGUGAUGUUAAUCAAUAUUCAUUGACUUGUAUACUAAGAUGUGAGCAAUUCACAUGGAAAUUUACUUGAACGCAUGACGGUAGAAAUUUUACGCACGACCAACCGUUGGAAAAUUAGUUUA